Messenger RNA from Eurytemora carolleeae, 1569 nucleotides. RefSeq lists its product as uncharacterized. The transcript is spliced from 10 exons. The record is from RefSeq and is a predicted model, not a curated record. Lineage: Eukaryota; Metazoa; Arthropoda; Copepoda; Calanoida; Temoridae. Bases 114 to 1391 code for a protein of 425 amino acids.
UACAAUCCAUCCAACUUUGGCUUAGUUCAGUUCCAGCUCUACCUUUGGAGGAGGGGUACAUAGAUCUUCACAAGGAACUUUUCGGACUUUGUAUAGGGAUAAAAAUUGAAACUAUGUUUAAGUUUGGUCUGCUGCUCUUAGCAGGAGUAGCUGUAGGUCAUCCCUAUGGAGUUUACAACAACUACAACCAACCUGGAGGACAACGUCAUGGAGUGCCAGCUUAUAAUCAUGGAGGAUAUGGAUACGGAGCCCCUGUAGUUCAACAGCAACAAGGAUAUUUUGGAGCAGGGUUCAAUCCAUCUCAGCAAGCUCAGUACUCUCCUUAUAAUCCGUCCCUGAGAGCUCAACCAAUUCCUUACAAUCAGUUCUCACAGAAUACAGUUGGAGCUAACUUUUAUCAACAAGAAAAUACUGGAAAUGCCUUAGAAGAAGAUACGUACGAAAGCGUUCCAUACACCGUCAUAGAAAAUUUUGGGACUUAUGAGCUGAGAGAAUAUCCUGCAGCUAAGUUUGCCUGUGUCAAGUCUGAAGUGGAUAACUCAGAGGAUCCUCUUGCUGGUUCAGAAAAUAUGAAUCCUUUCGAGGUGAUGAAGUCUAAACAAUGGAAGAAGGCUCCAACUUCUUUAAUGUUCAUCGAGCUUUUCAAAUACAUCUCUGGAGUAAACAAGGAAGGACAAGAGAUUGAAAUGACUAUCCCCGCCCCCACCCACCACUCCAUCAAGAAGAAACAGGUUGGAGGAGAUGUCGAGGUUCAGGAGAUGUGCUUCUAUAUCACUUCAGAAUUCCAGGCAAACCCACCUCAGCCCUUGGACAACUCUCCAGUCUUCAUUUUUGAAAGGCCUGCUAUGAAACUGUACGCUAGACAAUUUGGAGGAUUUCCUUUGACCUCAGCAUCGUGGAUUCAUGAGAAACAAAUUCUAGAAAACGCCCUUGUCGGAAAAUAUUAUCAUGAUAGUGAGUACUACACUGCCGGAUACAGUUCUCCAUGGGAUACUAACAGGAGAAAUGAAGUAUGGAUUCAGUGCUUAGAGCCUGCUGCACCUGUAGUUGCUGCAGUUGUUGCUGAAGUAGAAGAUAUUGAUAACAAGAAGGCCGAAGUUGAUAAGUCUGAAGCGGAACUAGCAGAAGCUGAGGAAGAAGAAGAAUUAGCUACAGAGGAGCUAGAUGCAAAUGCAGUUAUAAAUACUAGAACUGAGGAAAGUGAAGAUGUCGAAGAGGCUGAAGAUGAAGAUAAUGAAGAUGACGAAGAUGAAGAAGUUGUCGAAGAGGAUGAAGAUGAUGAAGCGGAUGCUGAUACUAAAGCUGCCAAUACUGAUGCUGAAGAGUCUGUUGAAGCUGAUGAGGCGGUUGUAGCUGAUGCUGAUGCUGCUGUAGCUGAUGCUGAUGCAUAAGAUUAAAUAAUUUAGUAUUCAACAGUAAAACAAAAAAGAUAUUUCUAAUGUGUAAUCCCCUUGAAAUGUGAUGUAUAAAUUGACCCCUGAUCUCUUUAAAGAAUGUUUAUCAGUUAUAUCAUUUGAGAUUCAAUAUUAUUUCGUUAUCAAGAUUGAAAUAAAUUUAGAACCUACGAGA